Cornus florida is the source of this 822-nucleotide messenger RNA. RefSeq names its product valerianol synthase TPS1B-like. The record is from RefSeq and is a predicted model, not a curated record. The transcript is spliced from 2 exons. Gene Ontology annotation, molecular function: magnesium ion binding; terpene synthase activity. NCBI's taxonomy places the organism in Eukaryota, Viridiplantae, Streptophyta, Magnoliopsida, Cornales, Cornaceae. Bases 1 to 771 code for a protein of 256 amino acids.
AUGAGCGCCGUCAAUCUGCUCCCAGAUUAUAUGAAGAUAUACUAUAGAGCUCUCCUAAAUCUCUACGAAGAAUUCGAAAAGGAAAUGACAAAGCAGGGAAGAUCCUAUAGCGUUUGUGGUUCAAAAAAUGUAGUAUGCCCUUUUCAUGGUCUAAAAAGAACUAUUAUUUCCACCUUAUAUAUCCUAAUAGUAACAAGGAUUUAUUUUGUUUUAACUCAUUACCAGUUACAAGAACUUGCCAGGAGUUACUACGUAGAGGCCAAGUGGUUCAAUGAAGGAUAUGUGCCAUCAUUCGAUGAGUAUAUGGGCAACGCACUUAACACCGCUGGUUAUUCCCUGCUGACAACAUCAUCCUUUGUGGGCAUGGGAGAAAUUGGUACAACUGAGGCUUUUGAUUGGAUUAAAAAUAAACCUAAAAUUCUUGUUGCUUCAUGUACAAUUGUAAGGCUCAUGGACGACAUAGUAGAUUAUGAGGAAGAACAGGAGAGGGGACACUUCGCUACAGGAAUUAUAUGCUACAUGAAGGAGCACGCAGGCAUGUCCAUAGAAGAGGUAACUAGCGAGUUCAAUAGAAGGAUUGAAAAUGCAUGGAAAGAUAUCAAUGAGGAAUGCCUGAAGCCAAACUCCAUCUCGAUGAAUCUUCUAAGGAGAAUUGUCAACCUAACCAGACUAAUGGAUGUCCUUUUCAAGAAUGGUGAUGGAUAUACUCAUCCAGAAAAAGAGUGGAAAGAUCACAUUGUCUCAACGUUCAUCGAUCCCAUACCCGUAUGAGCAUGGAUUUGCUGUUUGCAUUAUGGUUGGUUUACUUCUCUGAAGAUGAAU